Blumeria graminis f. sp. triticale is the source of this 411-nucleotide messenger RNA. NCBI's taxonomy places the organism in Eukaryota, Fungi, Ascomycota, Leotiomycetes, Helotiales, Erysiphaceae. The record is from the annotation of a GenBank genome assembly.
AUGUCGCCACGGAAAUACUUGGUUCUCGUCGCUCUCGGCCUCUUCCACACAGUCAAUGGCAACUGGUCAAUAUACCGCGGGGCAAAUUGUUUGGGUGAUCAAUACUUCCACAAUAAUCUAAUAAAUAUUAUUGGUCAUUACUGCGAUUGGGAUCGAAAUAAUCAAUGGAAACUGAAGUCUAAAGAGCAUCCAAAGUCAUUUGCGCAUGAUAGGUCAGGAUCCUUACUAUAUUUCAUAAAUCUGCCUCGAAACGACCCUUAUUCCGUAAUAUUUUAUGGAGAACGAACUCUUCACUACAUAGCACUCAAUGAGGACUGUGAAUUCCACUUCGCUUCAACAUUCAGCGAGUAUCCUAGUACAGAUGAACAGCUUAUUUUGGAUGAUUUAUUUAUGUGUGAACCAAUAUCUUGA